Cordyceps fumosorosea ARSEF 2679 is the source of this 1038-nucleotide messenger RNA. RefSeq names its product leucine carboxyl methyltransferase. NCBI's taxonomy places the organism in Eukaryota, Fungi, Ascomycota, Sordariomycetes, Hypocreales, Cordycipitaceae. Gene Ontology annotation, biological process: wybutosine biosynthetic process. The coding region runs from base 1 to 1038 and encodes 345 amino acids. Gene Ontology annotation, molecular function: tRNA binding; 2-oxoglutarate-dependent dioxygenase activity. The transcript is spliced from 3 exons. The record is from RefSeq and is a predicted model, not a curated record.
AUGGGCGGAAGUCAGACCGUCAAUGGGCAAGCAAUGUAUUGCUUGACCGCGUCGGGAUCCAAAGUUGACGUCGACAAACUCAAGGCGUGCUCAGAAGACGCAGCAAACAAGCCAUUUAUGAUUGGAUCUUCGGUAUUGUGCCACGGCGGCCGCGUCAUCAUUGCCGGAGGCGGUGCGACCUGCUUUUCCAUGGGUACCUUCUGGGACACGAAUGUGUAUCAAGCCCAAAUGCCUACAAUCCUCAGUGGUGACCGGAAACUACCAAAGGAAGGAGGUCAAUCUACUGAGGUGGUGGUGCACGAAUGCCUGCUGGAAAACGGUAAGAUGGAUUUCAACGCGAAAAACUUUAGAUAUAUCACAGAUGACUUUGGCACCAUCAUGACCAGAGCCAACAAUGGCGAUCGACUGUACCUACGCUCGCUGUCGAACGACAAGCCAGCUGAGCAGCCGGCCAAGCUCGAAGAUGACUACCCUGGAUUGGCCGCAGAGUUUUCACUGCCAGAACAGCUUAGCUACGUAAAGACGCAGAUCUUCAGCUCUGUGUUGCGCGUCUCUGGCAAGGUUAACAUGUGGUUACACUAUGAUGUCAUGGCCAAUGUGUAUGCCCAGAUUGUCGGAUCAAAACGCAUGAUCCUAUUCCCACCAAGUGAUGUAUCUCAACUAGCAUUUGCGCCCGGAGCCUCCAGUUCGAGCGUGGACGUAUUCGCAGCGCUUGAAACGGCCAAGCUGGCGAGUACGCGGCCUCAUGAAGCCAUGGUUGGCCCUGGUGAUGUUUUAUUCCUGCCACCUCUCUGGCUGCAUGCUGCAGCACCCACGACAAACAUGAGUGUUGCAGUAAAUGUCUUUUUUCGCGAUCUGAGCAGCGGGUACGCCUCUGGACGAGAUGUGUACGGGAACAGGGAUCUGGCGGCCUAUGAAAAGGGCAGACAAGACGUUGCCAAGAUUGCAAAGCAAUUCCAACAACUGCCAGAAGAGAUACGCAAAUUUUACUUGACAAGACUCGCAGAUGAGCUGUUGCAAGCAGCGGGAAGCAAUUGA